GCGUAGGUGUCUCUGGCAUGUUGACAGACGCCUCUUGAUGCUGUCCUACCCAGCUGGAUCCGGGACUCCAGCUUUCACAGGCCUGCUUGGGUGUGAGGUGUUCCUUCUCACCUAUCAUAUCGGGCACUGCUGGGGGCUAGGGGGUUGGUCUAAAGACGUAGGACUCUGGAUCAGCCUGAGUAGCUGAUGCUUUCCUCUGUGAUGGGCAGGUGUUGGGGAAGCUGCAGGAGAUGUUAGCAGGCUAGGGCUGGUCUCCUGAUUCAUCAUCCUGUUUCCCUGAUGGGCUGCAACGCAAGGCAACUUAUUCUGGGCCAUCUAGUUUCAGAGGUGGAGAGGGGUGAGGCUGGCCGUGGGUAUGAUUGUCCUCACUGUAGUGCUGAGAUUCUUCUCGGGGGCUGCCAGUAAGUGGAACUGGUUUGGCAUAUGCCCUGUCUCUCGGGGCUCUGGAAUGGGAGUCAGGUCUGGAAUCCACUCCAUGGAAGGGGCGGUUCCCAUUGUAGUCCAGCCUCUUCCUGGUCUAGGGCUUCAAAUACCUGUGGGUGCUUUGGAAUCAGAGCUACUGUAUCCAAGACUGCAGUUCAUCUUGGGCCACAUGAGGCCCUUAAUCUGGACUGAAUCUCUCUGACUCAGGACCCUUGAGUUUUUGCUACCACCUUACUCACAACCCAGGUAAGUCUAGGGGCUGGGCUGGAGGCUGGGUGGGAACAGAAUCCUCCCAUCCUUGGGAUGAGAGGUCAUCAUGUGCCCCCCCUUCCCAGCCCACAUACAUACACACUGAAGAAACAUGGAGAAUGCAGGGAUGCAGAGCAAUAUGGGUGCCAGCCUAGCUGGUUACAGCUGGGCUACAUACAGCCUGGUAUGGGCUGGUGUUACUCUGGGACAUUCCUGUCUCCAGGUGUUCUGCUUUGCCAUGGGUUGGCCCUGGGUCUUGCUGACAGCACUUUGGGCACUGGGGGCCAUGGGGGCCACAGCGUUGCGUAUUGGAGCCUUCAACAUUCAGAGCUUUGGUGACAGCAAAGUGUCAGAUCCAGACUGCGGCAGUGUCAUAGCACAGAUCCUGGCUGGCUAUGACAUCGCCCUGGUACAGGAGGUACGAGACCCAGACCUGAGUGCAGUGUCCUUGCUCAUGGAGCAAAUUAACAGAGUGUCCAAGCACAAGUACGAUUUUGUGAGCAGCAAGCCACUUGGACGUGACCAAUACAAGGAGAUGUAUCUGUUUGUCUACAGGAAAGAUGCAGUGUCGGUUGUGAGCACAUACCAGUACCCAGACCCAGAGGAUGCCUUCAGCCGGGAACCUUUCGUGGUCAAAUUUUCAGCUCCUAGCUCUGGUGAGUUGAUGCUGCCCUCUCCCCGACCUACCUCUGCCAGACUGUCCUUGAAUCUCAUACUCCCACAUUCCACAGCCGCCAGGGAGCUCGUGCUGAUCCCCCUGCAUGCAGCCCCGCACCAGGCAGUGGCAGAGAUAGAUGCCCUCUACGAUGUGUACCUCGAUGUGAUUGACAAGUGGAACACCGAUGACAUGCUGUUUCUGGGCGACUUUAAUGCCGACUGCAAGUACGUAAAGGCCCACGACUGGGUAUCAAUCCGCCUGCGCAGCAGUGAGGUGUUUAAGUGGCUCAUCCCUGACAGUGCGGACACCACAGUGGGCAACUCCGACUGUGCCUAUGACCGGAUCGUAGUGAGUGGCGCCCACCUGCGCAGGAGCCUGAAGCCCCAGUCGGCCACUGUUCACAACUUUCAGGAGGAAUUUGGCCUAGAUCAGACGCAGGCUCUUGCCAUCAGUGACCAUUUUCCUGUGGAAGUGACCUUCAAGUCUCACUGACAGCUAAGGCCUGGCCAGGAUACACCACGUGCAGACUCUAUCCAUAAGGAAUGGCAUCAUAAUGGAUUACUGGGUGGCGGGCCACCCACCCAUUAAAAAUACAGGGCAGGGCCAGCUGGUGUGGACAGUCGCUAUGGGCAUAUGACAGGAUUACUGGAAGCCUGUUUCCUGUCUGUAAGGAGUGCUAACAUCACCUAUCUCAUGGGGCUGCUGUGGAGAACCCAUGGAAAGUACCAGAACAGCAAGCACUAUCUGCAUGCUUAGUAAACAAGCCGCUCUUGGCCAGGAUUACCCACACGUUGGAUGAGGCCUCUAUGCCUUCUGAGACCUGGGUUCCUAGGCUGUAAAACUUGGUCUUAAUGACCAGUAGAUCUGUUUCCACUGCUCUCAAGGAAAUGGAUGGCUUAGCUUGCCCACUUCCCAGCCUGGUGGAAACCAGCCACUUCUAGGCCAUGCCAGUUCCCUGUUCUUAUUUCCUUUGUACAAACUUCAAACGCUUCCCAUGCUCAUUCUGCCCUUCAGGGAUCCUGACACACUCUUCUGAAGUAGAGGCUGGGUUCUUACCUUGCUCUGCAGGAGCAAGGGAAGCUGCACCCACCCAGUGUGUGAGCUGUUCUGGGACUUUCUGGGGAGGAACCCCACACAGCAAAACAAAGGCACCUGCUUGGCACUCAAGUCCUGCCCAGAGCCCACGCCUGUGCCUGGGUUGAGCCCUUCAAAGGAGUCUUAUGUAGCUUCUUCCCUGAAGUCCUGGGCAAGGCCCUGAGGAUGGAGGUUUAUGCUCGGGUGGGCCCUCACUUUAGGAGCAGGAAAUUGCUCUGUGGACACAAGGCUCUCACGAGGUUUCUGGUUGUUAAAACUUCUCAUCUUUGUGUGUGUGUAUUUAUUUUUGUGUGUGUCUAUGGAGGUCAAUAAAAUAUCUUUAGUGGCA
Molecule: messenger RNA, 2753 nt
Organism: Arvicola amphibius (Eurasian water vole)
Lineage: Eukaryota; Metazoa; Chordata; Mammalia; Rodentia; Cricetidae
Gene: Dnase1l2
Product: deoxyribonuclease 1 like 2
Biological process (GO): DNA catabolic process
Cellular component (GO): nucleus
Molecular function (GO): DNA nuclease activity
Source: RefSeq, a predicted model, not a curated record